GAAAGAAUACUGUUCUCUUUCCCUCCUCUCUGUGUCAUUUUCGUUAGGCGCACAGCAAAACUACAAUGUCCAAGUCCAAGCCCGUCGCCGAUUCAACCAGCACCACCGCAGCUGUUCAAGCCACCAACGAUGACGCCUCUGCCAGUAAACUGUCCUGUGUGAAAAAGGGAUACAUGAAAGAUGACUAUAUCCAUUCAUUUGUGAGAAGGCCUGUCAGAAGAUCUCCAAUUAUCAACCGUGGAUAUUUUGCUCGUUGGGCUGCUCUUCGACAGCUCCUCUUUCAAUUUCUCGAUUCUGAGAUUGAUGGUAAUGAGAAGGGUCAGACGAAGAAGCAGAUAUUGUCACUUGGAGCAGGCUUUGAUACUACAUACUUCCAGUUGCAGGACGAAGGGAAGGCACCAUUUUUGUAUGUGGAGCUGGAUUUCAAGGAGGUCACUAGCAAAAAAGCAGCAAUCAUUGAAACCCAAAGUCAGCUGCGAGACAAACUUGGUGCUGCAGCUUCAAUUUCUCGAGAGAAAGGGGAAGUGCUUGGUGAUCAUUACAAGCUUCUCCCAGUUGACUUGCGUGACAUACCAAAGCUGGAUGAUGUCAUAGCUUCAGCUAAUAUGGAUCCUAGCUUGCCAACAUUUAUAAUUGCAGAAUGUGUUUUGAUAUACUUGGAUCCAGAUUCAACCCGCGAUAUAGUUGGCUGGGCUUCAAAAUCAUUUUCAACAGCUGUCUUUUUCCUAUAUGAGCAGAUUCACCCAGAUGAUGCUUUUGGCCAGCAAAUGAUAAGGAACUUGGAGAGUCGAGGGUGUGCACUACUGGGUAUUUACGCCACACCCACUCUACUUGCAAAAGAAAGACUUUUUAUCGAACAGGGAUGGCAGAGAGCUGUUGCUUGGGACAUGCUUAAAGUUUAUAGUGAUUUCAUUGAAGUUCCAGAAAAGCGCAGGAUCGAACGGCUGGAGCUAUUCGACGAGUUCGAAGAAUGGCACAUGAUGCAGGAGCACUACUGUGUGGCCAUUGCAAUCAAUGAUUCCAUGGGGCUGCUCGGGAAAUACGGAUUCUCAAACGGCCGCCACACAACACAAUCGUCGUGCUAGUUGCUUCUUUUUUGGCUGGGAGCUGAGAGCCUUUUACAUUCUUUUCUGUUCUGUUCUGUUGUGGUGACAGCAGGAGGGCUGCUACAUGUUGUUUGUCAUGACUCAUAGCACUGACUUUUUAACUAGAGAAGGAAGAUCCAUUCCAGAUAGAUGGUUUCCGAUUGCUUUGUGCUAGCUGUUUGGCACAAAGGAGAAAGGGAAACUGGCUGCACAUGGUGGGGUUCUUCCUCAUGUGCCUGCCUCUAAAUACACAUAUGUUGGUUGGCUUUUUAGUUGGUUGGUUGCUGAGAUUGUGAUGUUGGCCUGGAUUGCCUUUAUGGGUUCGGGGUCGGGCUGGCUGGAAGGGAAGCAAUCUCUUAAAAUUGUGACCGUCGAAUGCAGGCUGUUAUUAUAUGGUUGGUUGUGAACCGUAUCCAUUUUUUUUUGUCCGUAAAAUGCGUAAUACAACAACAUAGUGUAGGGGUUGGAUA
Messenger RNA from Linum tenue, 1555 nucleotides. Lineage: Eukaryota; Viridiplantae; Streptophyta; Magnoliopsida; Malpighiales; Linaceae. The record is from the annotation of a GenBank genome assembly.